CGUGAACUAAAUAUCGAUUCAUAGUAAGUUUACUUCCUAUUUUAUUCUUCUAUCACACCAUUUUAUGACAUAUUCCCUCCGAUAGUGAACCUAAUUUACGUACAACUACGGUCUCUUGUGUUGCACUGAGCACCUAAAGACAAUAAGGAAAGACUAACACUUGAUUACACUUAGCAACAACACCAGCGCAACUACCCGGGAACUCGAAAAUGAGCUAUCCAAGGUCAAGUAUGAGCUGGAAAUGGCACAAGAUCAGGUAGCAGGAUUACAAGCAUCACUGGCUGAAAUGGAAGUGCGAUGUACAAGAGCUGAAUCCGAGGCAGCAGCUUCCGCUUCUCGGGAAAUUGCCGCGGAUGCUAGGUUGGAACAAUACCAAGCCGAAGCAUCGGCUUUGCGUGCGGAGAAGCAGCGUUGGGAGCGAGCUCUCAAGCGAGAAUCAGUCUUGCAAAUGAUGGAAGGUGGUAGCGACAGCUUCAAGGCCAAAUACGAACAGCAGCUGGAAGAAAUGCGACAAGAGUACGAGGCAGAGUUGCAGGAGCAGCGUGCACUGCUUGCCAAGACCACACGGGCACAGCAACAUGUUGAGGCGGACCGCGACAAGAUGUCGUCUGUCUGUAAGGAUUUAGAAGAUCUGAUUCGGGACAAGUCCCGUACCAUCGAUGCACGUGAUAUUCGCAUCAAUCAAAUCGAAGACGAACUCAAGCAGCUCCGACAACAAGGCAGAUCGAUGCUCAACAACGAGGAACUGAGCAAGGCACAAAAGGCGUUUACGGAGCGAGAAGAAGCGUGGCUGGCGCAGAGUGCAUCUAUGGAGACCAACUUUGAAGGCAUUAUGAAGGAGUUCGAGCGUCUGACUAUGUCCGCCAUGGAGUUCGAGACGGAUCGUAUGAAGUAUGAGCAGCGGAUCGAACAGCACUCACGUGAUAUCGAGCGAUUGGAAGCCGAAUUGACGGAAGAAAAGAUCAAUAAGCUGGGUUACGACGCCAAGGAAGGGCCGACGACAGCGUCGCUACGCAAGGAGUUCCGUCAACUAGUGAAUGACAUGAAAUCCAAGCAGCAAAAGAUGCUUGAUCGCGAGUUGGAGGAGAGAAAGAGACUGGAAGGGCGGCUCAAGGACAUGAAGCACGAGCUUGAAAGCAAACGCUAUGAGCGAGUAAACCAAAGCGUACAAACGUACUUUGUAGCAUAAUAUAAGAAGCAUCGUUGCAUCGCCUUCCAUAUCUAUUAGUCAUACAGUGUUUUGCAUUGAAGAAUAUGAAAAGUGGAGGGAGGA
Molecule: messenger RNA, 1273 nt
Organism: Zychaea mexicana
Lineage: Eukaryota; Fungi; Mucoromycota; Mucoromycetes; Mucorales; Lichtheimiaceae
Exons: 1
Source: RefSeq, a predicted model, not a curated record